Benincasa hispida (wax gourd) is the source of this 2318-nucleotide messenger RNA. RefSeq names its product Tetratricopeptide repeat (TPR)-like superfamily protein (gene KLCR1). Gene Ontology annotation, molecular function: protein binding. The record is from RefSeq and is a predicted model, not a curated record. NCBI's taxonomy places the organism in Eukaryota, Viridiplantae, Streptophyta, Magnoliopsida, Cucurbitales, Cucurbitaceae.
ACAGCUUAGAGUUGACAGCUAAGACAGUCAUUGACAUCUGAUCUACUGCGCCUUCAACUUCAAACCCUCACUCUGAAGCUUCUUCAUUUCCUUUCAAUUUUCCCUUCUCAAUCUUUCUUCUCAAUUUGGUUCAGCAAGGUGGGCUGUUUCAUUCCCUUGAUCCCUAAUACUAACCCCCAUUUCCCCAAAUCAACCUUAAACCCUCUUCAAAUCUACUUCCAUUUCCAUUUCCCCUGUUUUUUCGUUUUUUUUUUUUUUACUUCUUCCGCUAUGCCGGGUUUGGUCUCCGUCAAAACCCCCCCGGACGCCCCUCCCCUUCGGAUCUCCGUCCCCGAUACACCCCCAGCCACCAAUCACCGACCCCCAUCUCCUCUAACCAAGAAACAACCCUCUCCUUCUCCUUCUCGAUCCAAGCCCUCCCCAAAUGGGAAGAAGAAGCUUCAACCGGAGAGUCCGACGGCGGCCCAAUUUCCGCCUGAUUCUUCUCUCGACAACCCCGAUCUUGGGCCUUUUCUUCUCAAGCUAGCUCGUGACACCAUUGCCUCCGGGGACGGCCCGAACAAAGCCCUAGAUUACGCGAUCCGAGCAUCCAAGUCGUUUGAGCGAUGUGCCGUGGAUGGCGAACCGAGCUUGGACUUGGCCAUGAGUCUCCAUGUUUUAGCAGCCAUUUAUUGCAGCUUGGGCCGGUUCGAGGAGGCGGUACCGGUUCUUGAACAGGCGAUUCGAGUCCCUGACAUUGGAAGAGGGCCGGAUCAUGCUCUUGCUGCUUUUUCUGGCCAUAUGCAACUGGGUGAUACGUAUUCUAUGCUGGGUCAGAUCGAGCGCUCCAUUGGUUGCUAUGAAGAGGGUUUGAAGAUUCAGAUCGAGGCCUUGGGAGAGACGGAUCCCAGAGUUGGGGAGACUUGCAGGUAUUUAUCUGAGGCGCACGUUCAAGCAAUGCAGUUUGAUAGAGCAGAACAAUUGUGCAAGAAAACUCUUGAGAUUCACCAUGCACAUAGUGAGCCUGCGUCACUUGAAGAAGCAGCUGACCGUCGGUUGAUGGCACUCAUUUGUGAGGCAAAAGGUGAUUAUGAAUCGGCGCUUGAGCACCUUGUCCUGGCUAGUAUGGCAAUGAUUGCCAAUGGGCAAGACAGUGAGGUUGCUGCCAUUGAUGUCAGCAUUGGAAAUAUUUAUAUGUCUCUAUGUCGCUUCGACGAGGCAGUUUUCUCGUACCAAAAGGCACUCACUGUAUUCAAAGCAUCUAAGGGUGACAACCAUCCUUUGGUCGCCUCUGUUUUCAUACGCCUUGCCGACUUGUAUCACCGGACUGGAAAGCUCCGGGAGUCCAAGUCUUAUUGUGAAAAUGCAAUGAGGAUAUACUCUAAGCCUGUGCCUGGAACUUCACCUGAAGAAAUAGCUGGUGGGUUGACAGAAAUUUCAGCAAUUUACGAGUCUGUUGACGAGCCCGAGGAGGCAUUGAAGCUCUUGCAGAAGGCAAUGAAGAUGUUGGAGGAUAAACCUGGACAGCAAAGCACGAUUGCUGGGAUAGAAGCACGGAUGGGAGUGAUGUUUUACAUGGUUGGAAGGUAUGAAGACGCAAGGAAUGCUUUCGAGAGUGCAAUAUCGAAACUCAGAGCCACCGGGGAGAGAAAAUCUGCAUUCUUUGGUGUUGUGUUGAAUCAAAUGGGUUUGGCCUGUGUGCAGUUGUUUAAGAUAGACGAAGCUGCUGAGUUGUUUGAAGAAGCAAGAGGAAUUUUGGAGCAAGAGUGUGGCAAUUGUCAUCAAGAUACCAUUGGAGUAUAUAGCAACCUUGCUGCAACCUAUGAUGCUAUGGGAAGAGUCGACGAUGCUAUUGAAAUAUUGGAAUCUGUUCUUAAGUUGAGAGAAGAGAAGCUUGGAAUUGCAAAUCCGGAUUUCGAGGAUGAAAAGAGGAGACUGGCUGAGCUACUGAAGGAAGCAGGCCGAACCCGAAACCGCAAAGCAAAGUCUCUGGAAAACCUCAUUGACCCGAACUCGAGGAAGACAAAGAAAGAGGCAACAAAGAAGUGGUCGGGCUUGGGAUUUAGAAUUUGAAUGGAAAAAUCUCCUUGAAUAUCAAAUCUGCAUUACUGAUCCAACAUGCACAUUCUGUAACAUAUAAGAUCAUGUAUAGAGUUGAUUUAAUUUUUUCUUUUCCAAUUGGAGCAAGCCCUUUUCUCUUUAUCAACUGAACUCAUUUAUUGUUUUCCCUCCCUUUGUGCUGUUAAUUGUUUCAUUGAAUGUCUGUGCUGUAAGGCUGUUAAUGGAGAAAGAAAACAUUUGAUCUUGAUUGAAUAAGAUUGUGGAAGAAUGUUUUCUCA